This is a messenger RNA of Phytophthora nicotianae INRA-310, 363 nucleotides long. RefSeq lists its product as hypothetical. Lineage: Eukaryota; Oomycota; Peronosporomycetes; Peronosporales; Peronosporaceae. The record is from RefSeq and is a predicted model, not a curated record. Bases 1 to 363 code for a protein of 120 amino acids. The transcript has 2 exons.
AUGGAGAAACAGAAGAAGCAUCCGACGAAUCAGCGUCGGUUGCCGAAGGCACAGCGAACCACUUACGAACCGGUUAUUGUCCAAGCCGAGAAGGCUGGAUACGUCAUUUACAAGGACAAAGACCGCAUGAUGCACCGCCGUGUUUUCAUGGCGCCGACAAUUAUUGCAGCUUACAAUUUUUGCAUGAACGCGGUCGACCGAGUCGACCAACUACGCAGUAUCAACCCAAUCCGCCGCCGCGAAAAACGCUUGAGUAUGACGAUGUUUACGUGGCUGAUGGACAUUGCAAUUAUCAAUGCGCAUACACUUGUAAAAACUAUACGACGACAGGAAAGAAAUAAGUUUGCGGGAAUUCGAGUGUAA